AUGCCUCCCAGUCAGACGGGUCUCCGGGCGCAGGGUGUCCCACAUGUGCCGGGCCAUCUGGCGCGGCUAUGGGCGCGCGGUCGGCCACCGUUUUCCCGGCCGCGCGCCGUUGUUUACCUUCGCCCGGGCCACGGGGCCGCGCCGGCCGGGGCAGCGCGCCGGGUAUCGUCGGGCACCGGCGCCCGGCCAACCACGCUCUUUCUCGGCCAGCCGGCGCACCGGGCGCCGGUGGCCAUGCAGCACGCCCGGCGGCAGGUCGCGCCGGCCUCCAGCCGAGGGCAUGGCCCUCCGCGCCCCGACCCGCCCCGACGCCGCCGGCCCCUCCUCCGCCCCCUGCUGGGGUUGCUGCUGCUGCUGCUUGUGGCCGUCGGCCACAAUGCCGGCGCCCUGGCCGUGCAGGUCGGGGACCUGGUGGCCGGCCCGUUGUACCUGCUCCCGACGCCGGACGUGGUCAACUGCGCGGGGGUCUACAGCCGGGCCACCCCGAGGGAGGAAAUGCAAUGCAUCCACCUGACCAAGACCAGCUGGAAGACCCACAUCCAGAUGGCGGCCCCCCGUGAGGCCGGCUGGGACCCGCGCCUGGGCCAGUACUUCAGCCGGUCCGGCUCGAAGGAGGGCAGCUUCCCCCCAUCGGCCACCGAGCCCACCGGCCCGGUGCACGUCCUGUCCUCCACUCGGGCAUCGCCGCUGUUCAUCUGGCAAAGCACCAACAACCUGCUGAUUGCCUCGGCCGGAAUGGCGCACGCCUACGCCCCUGUCCCCGGGGCCACGCUGGACCUCCUGGCCGCCAGCGCCAGCACCCUCGGCGAUGAGGCCCGGGCCCUGGUCCUGGUCAAGACCACCACCGCGACCGUGGGCCAGGUCAUCCGGUGGAAUGGCACCGGCUGGCUUGCCCUCGGCGGCAGCAUCCCCAAUGUCCGGGCUCCCGGCACCGCCGGGCUCCCGGGCAGCUUCUUCAUGGCCAGCACCAAUGCCGGCUGGGUGUGGAUUCGCCCGGACAAGUCGCCGGAGGCGGUGGCCACCAGCCAGCCGGUGGUCGGCAUGGCGGCCACGCGCUUCCUCUCCUCGGAGAGCCACAAGAUGGACCUCAUCGUCACCACCACCUCGCAGCUGCUGGUGUAUGUGGGCCUCGACGCCACCGCCGGCACCUGGGAGUACCUGCUCGAAUCGCCGGCCCUGCCGCAAGAUCGCCAAAGCCUCCGGACGCACCUCGUUCCCCGGCUGCAGGACACCCCCCGGCCCAGUGGCUUCCUCUAUUUGGUGCACAACAGCCACGCCCUCUGGCGAGUGGGCUACCUGCCGCCGGACCCGAAUGCCGGCCCGACCACCGGGCAGCUGGUCUGGCAGCCUGUUGGCCGCCCCCCCGGGGUGACCUUCCCGCCGGGGACCUCGCACAUGCUGUCCCUGCUGCCGCAGCCGGACCAGCCGGCGCAGUGGGUCAUCGUCCAUGACGGCCAUGCCUACAUGCUGGACCGGGAGUUCCGCUGCGACACCGAUCCCUCCAUCGAGUGCGACCCGGCCGCCGGGUCCUGGCGCUGCGCCCCCAAUCGCCUGGCGACCCUGCACCAGUCGCUGCACGAGCUGUGCGGCAUGUGCUCCGACGGCUUCUUCCCCUCCUACAUCACGCUCAAUCGCUUCGAGUGCCGCCCCUGCCAGGUGGCCGGCUGCCGCACCUGCACCGACGAUGGCUUCCAGUGCGCCGCCUGCCACGCGGGGCUGCUGCUCGUGUGCAUCCCCACAUCCCUGGCCCGGCUGGAUAUCCACGCCAACGGCCUGGCCAAUGGCCAGACCGCCAGCACCCGGGUCCUGUCCACCUGCACCUCGGUCGCCUACCUGAAGAAUGGCCACCUCCACGUGUCCAAUGCCUCGGUCCAGGCCCCGGGGCCGACGUCCAUCCUGGCCGGCCUCGAGGGGGGGACCUAUGGCAUGCUCAAGCUGGACGCCCUGAGCCACGGGUCGGCGCCCGGGCUGUCGGUCACCGCGGUCACCGGCCUGCCGGCCGUCAAUGAGAUCAACCAAAUCGCCGAGGCCGGCCCCCUGAUGCAGGGCAAGACCGUGUACCUGUGCCUGGUGCUGGAGCUCCGGGAGCUGGAAACUCGCAUCGUGGCCCUGAGCUGCACCCUGCCGGGCGACCGGCCCGCCGACGAGUGCCCGCUCCAAGUGGUGGGCUUCUUCAACCCCGGCUGGCUGAGCAAGCCCGUGCGCUUCCUCAAAUUCAACCCGGCAUCCAUCGGCCUGAAUGUCAGCGUCUUCGCCUUCCAGCCGGACAACACCCACCUGUAUGCCAUUUUGCAGCCCUUCCGCGGGGCCCAGACCGUGGUCGUGGCAACCCGCCGGAACCCGGUCACCGGCCACACCCGGGAGUGGCUCUACGGCGAGCGCCACACCCCGGGCAACCCGGCCACCAUGCCGUGGGAUGUGUUCAUCCAGAAUGCCUCCAUCCCCACCCGGUUCCACCCGCCCCUGGGGGCAUCCCUGCAGGCCCUGGCGCCGGGGGCCCCGGGCCAGGUGUCGCUGGCCGGGGCCCCGGACCCGGACGCCUGGCGCGUCCUGUCGCUGCCCCGCCGGCAGGACGGCUCGCGCGUCCUGCAGCACGACAUCCUCCACACGGGCUUCCUGCAAUCCGGGUCCCAGGUCCACUGGGCCCUUGUCCACCACUCGACCGGGCGCGAAAACCCGGACCGGCCCUGGGUCACCCUGGCGGCGGAGCACCUCCUGGCCCCGGUGGCCGGGGUCCUGCCCAGCACCCCGCUCGGGGCGUGGAUCCUGCCGCUGACCGGCCACGGGAGCUACCCCCAUGCGCUGGUGGUGGCCACCAAGUCCCUGGUCGGGGUGGCGCCCUUCCACUGUCCGGCCGGCGGGCUGGGGUCCUGCUUCUUCGGCCCGGCCCAAAUGUCCCCCCUGCCGGGCGGCAUGGCCUUCAGCGAAAAUAACAUCCUCUUCACGGCCCUCGUCGGCGAGUGGACCCUGGCCGAUGGGCGCCCGGCCGCCGGGGCCUUCCUCCUGUCGGGGCACCUGCAGCAAAAGGGCACCUUCAUGCUGGUCCGCGUGGCGCCGGACGGGUGUCCCGAGGGGACCUUCGGCCCGGAGUGCCUGCCCUGCCAUGCGGAAUGCCAAACAUGCGCCGGCCCCGGGGCCCGGGACUGCCUGGUCCCCCGGUGCGCGGCCUUCCUGCCCACCGAUCCCGGCACAUGCCUGGACCGGUGCCCGGCCGGCCUGUACCCGGACCCGACCGGCGCCUGUGCCUGCCACGCCGACUGCGCCGCCUGCCACCUGCCGGCCCACGCGGACCGGUACAUUUGCACCGCCUGCCCGCCGGGCUUCGGGCCCCUCGACCCCCUGCAGCCGGCCGACCACUGCCAGCCCUGCCACUCCUCCUGCGCCGGCUGCCGGCUGGCCGCCAGCCCGGGCCACUGCCUUUCCUGCCCCGGGGCCGGGCUCCUCCAGCCGGAUGGCACCUGCGGCUUGACCUGCCCCAGUGGCACCUGGCCCGAUGGCCUGACCGGGACCUGUGAGCCGUGCCCGGCCAAGUGCACCGAGUGCACCGGGCCGGCGGCCUGCACCGGCUGCCGGUCGCCGGCCCUGUCGCGCCCGGCCUCCGGCUGGUGUGCAUCCUGCACCGGCGGCUGUGGCCAGUGCGCCGGCGGCAUGGACGCCUGCCUCGAGUGCGACGUCGGCUUCCGCUGGAAGGACGGCCUGCCGCCGGCCGGCGACCAGCUCACCGGCCAGUGCGUCGCCUGCCCGGCCAACUGUCUCGACUGCCAGCCCGACGGCCGGUGCACCUCCUGCCGGGGGCAGCUCCUCCUGUCGCCGGAUGCCGGGACCUGCGGCACCGAUUGCCCGGCCGACAUGGCCGUCAAUGACACCCAUCGCGCAUGCGCGCCCUGCCACGACACCUGCGCAUCCUGCCAGACCCCGGGCAAUGCCCACACCUGCCUCGCCUGCCCGCGGGACCGGUUCAUGCACCGGGAGGCGGCCAUCUGCCUGGACGCCUGUCCCGAGGGGCAGUACGGCGAUGUGGCCCUGCAGGGCUGUGCCCUGUGCCAUGAUGCCUGCCGCACGUGCCACGGCCCGGCCAAUGGCCACUGCCUGGCCUGCGCCCCGGGGCUCCACCUGCAGCCGGACUCGGGCGCCUGCCUGGCCACCUGCCCGGAGGGCUUCUUCCCGGACAGCGGCCAGUGCCAGCCGUGCGACCCGCGGUGCAAGGCCUGCACCGGGGUCUCCCAGUGCCAGGUGUGCCACGAUGGCCACUUCGACCCGGGCACCGGCCUCUGCGCCGGCUGCCACGGCACCUGCGCCACCUGUUCCGACGCCGUCAGCUGCCUUGCCUGCCAGCCGGGGCUGGUCUUCCUGUCGGCCGACGCCGGGGUCCCGUCGCUGUGUGGCGCCUCCUGCCCGGCCGGCCAGUAUGUCGGCCAGACGCGCUGCGCCGCCUGCAGCACCGCCUGCGCCCUGUGCCACGGGGCCGCGGACCGGUGCCAGGUGUGUGCCCCGGCGCACCGGUGGCAGGAGGGGCCUCCGGCCGGCGGCCCGGAGGGGACGGCCGGCUGCGUGGCCUGCCCGGCCGGCUGCGCCUCCUGCACGGCGGACCUCUGCCUGACCUGCCUGCCGGGCCGGUAUCUCACCCGGGCCGGGGCCUGUCCGGAGGUGUGCCCGGCCGGGACGUGGCCCGACCCGGGGACCGACUCGUGCCAGCCCUGCGCCGCCAGCUGUGCCAGCUGCACCGGCCCGGCGGAUGACGCCUGCACCGCCUGCCUGCCGGGGCUGGAGCAUGCGCCCCAGUCGCCGGGCACGCCGGCCGCCACCGGGCCCUGCCGGUCCCCCUGCCCGGAUGGGCACUUCCGCCACGCAUCGUCCGGCGCAUGCGUCGCCUGCAACCCGGCAUGCGCCGCGUGCACCGGGCCCACGGACACGGAUUGCUGGCGCUGCGAGGGGACCUUCCUGCAGGAUGGCGCAUGCGUGCUGGAGUGCGCCACCGGCUAUCUGGCCGUCGAGCAGCGCUGCCUGCCCUGUGCCAUCUCCUGCGGCGCGUGCUCCGGGCUCCGGGCCGGCGAUUGCACGGACUUCUGCCGGGCCGGGCUGCUGCCCCUGCCGGCCGAUGUGUCGCCCAUGCGCUGCGUCGCCAGCUGCUCGGCCGGCUUCAACACCUCGCCGGCCGGCUGCACCGCCUGCCCGGCGGGGUGCCUCUCCUGCCCGGACAGCGCGGCCCACUGCACCAAGUGCGCCCGCGGGUACUUCCUCCACGGCCAUGGCUGUGAGGCCUCCUGCCCGGCCGGCAGCUGGGCCGAUGGCGACCGGUGCCAGCCCUGCCACGACUCGUGCGCCGGCUGCCAGGGCCCGGGCCCGGGGCACUGCACCGCCUGCCGGGGCCCGGCCGCGCCCAUCCUCUGGGCCGGGGCCUGCCAUGCCGGCUGCCCGGCCGGCACCUUCCUCGACGACGACGCCCAGGGCACCUGCCUGCCCUGCCAUGUGUCCUGCGCCACAUGCUCCGGCCCGGGGCCCGACCAGUGCACCGCCUGCCCGGCCUCACGGGCCCUGGGCCUGGAGGGGCUCUGCCUGGACGCCUGCCCGCCGGGGACCUUUGCCGAGGCCACGGCCACCGGUGGCCAAGUGUGCCGGCCAUGCGCCGGGCCCUGUGUCCUGUGCGCCGGCCCGGGCGAGUCCCAAUGCACCGCCUGCCCGGAGCCCCUGCUGCUGGAGGCCGGCCGCUGUGUGGACUCCUGCGCCCGGGGCCAUGCCGCCUGCCAGUCGCGGGGCCAGUGCCAGGCCUGCCCGGCCGGCUGCGCAUCGUGCGACAUCGAGCUGGACCAGGUGUCCGGCUGCGCGGUCUACUGCACCGCCUGCCGGGCCGGGCACUUCCUGUCCCCGACCACCGGGCGCUGUGAGGCGCACUGCCCGGCCGGGGAGUUUGUCCGCUCGGCCGACGACCCGGUGUGCCAUGGCUGCGACGCCGGGUGCCUCUCCUGCCACGGCCAGGCCGACUGGUGCACCGGCUGCCCCGAUGGCCAGGCCGCAUGGCUGAGCGUCGACACCGGCACCUGCCUCAGCGCCUGCCCGGCCGAGGCCCAUGCCCAGGUGCCGGCCGAGCGCCUGUGCCUUGCCUGCCCGGCCGGGUGCGAGCGGUGCGCCGCGCCGCCGGCCACGCCGGUGUGCCACCUCGCCGCCGACGGCCGGCUCACCUGUGCCCCGGUGGCCACGUGCGACCGGUGCGCGGCCGGGCUCCUGCGCCUGCUCGGCAGCACCUGCGUCGAGCACUGCCCGGCCGGGUUCUAUGACGAUUGGCCGGCCUCGCCGCCCGCCUGCGCCCCGUGCCACCCAAAGUGCACGGGCGCCUGCUCCGGGCCCGAGCGCUCCGACUGCGAGGCCCCGGCCCGCUCGCCCGCCAAGCGGCGCCUAGCUUUGGGCCUGGGGAUUUCCUUCGGCCUGCUCCUGCUGCUGCUCCUCCUUGCGCUGGCCCUCUUCCUGUUGGUUCGCCUGCGCCGAGCCUCGCCCCAUCCCAAGGACCUGGAUGAGUCGGCCGAAAAUCUCACGGUCUUGAACACGAUGCUCGAGCUCUCGCUGCCGGGCGCCAUCCAUGUGGACAUGGCGGCCGACUUCGCCCCCAUCGAUGGGCCCCUCGGCACCGGCGGCCAGGCGAGCGUCUUCGCGGCGCGCGCCGUCGGCGCCGGGAUCUCCGCGCGCCUCGGCUGCCCCGACACCGUGGCCAUCAAGCAGAUGAAGGCCGACAAGAUGAAGCCCCUGCAGGUGACCCUCUUCCAAAAUGAGAUUGCCCUCAUGCUCCUCCGCGACCAGCCGCACAUCGUGCGCAUCUAUGGCUACAGCGAGCAGCCGCCGGCCAUCAUCAUGGAGUGCUUCCAGGGCGACCUGGCGACGCUGCUGCACUCGGACCUGGCCCUGCCGCUGCACAUGCUCCUGGACAUUGCCCAGCAAUGGGCCGCCGGGCUGGAGGCCAUGCACGCCCAUGGCGUGGCCCACUGCGACCUGAAGCCGGCCAACGUCUUCGUCAGCCAGACGGCCUCCUCCUGGCGGGCGGCCCUCGGGGACUUCGGCACCAGCCGGAGCCUGGCCGCCGACCGGGCCUCGGCCCUGGUCACCAGCGCCCCGGAGCUCAGCGCCCUGACCGCGCGCUAUGCCGCCCCGGAGGUCAUCAGCGCCUUCAAUCGCCGGCGCGCCCUCGGCACCGAGAACCACCUCCCGACCGAUGUCUACUCGGCGGCCAUCAUGCUGUGGGAGUGCAUCACCCGCAACAUCCCCUGGGAGGGCCUGGCCUUCGACCAGGUGACCGAGGGCGUGCUGGCCGGCCAGCGCCCGGAUGUCCAGCUGGCCGUGGCCCCCAUCGCCCGGGCCAGCCAGUCCCUGGGGCAGAACCUGGCCGACCUUCUGCCGCUCCUGUGGGCGGCCGACCCGCAGGCCCGGCCUCCGGCGUCGCGGCUCCGCCAGUCGGUCGCCAUGCUGGCCGUCAUGCUGCCCGGGCCGUGA
Molecule: messenger RNA, 7479 nt
Organism: Fonticula alba
Lineage: Eukaryota; Rotosphaerida; Fonticulaceae
Product: TKL protein kinase
Exons: 9
Coding region: 1-7479 (2492 amino acids)
Biological process (GO): protein phosphorylation
Molecular function (GO): protein kinase activity; ATP binding
Source: RefSeq, a predicted model, not a curated record